Molecule: messenger RNA, 2156 nt
Organism: Exaiptasia diaphana
Lineage: Eukaryota; Metazoa; Cnidaria; Anthozoa; Actiniaria; Aiptasiidae
Product: nephrocystin-3
Exons: 2
Coding region: 1-1389 (462 amino acids)
Cellular component (GO): kinesin complex
Molecular function (GO): protein binding
Source: RefSeq, a predicted model, not a curated record
AUGAUACAAGAGGAUGCCCUUGAACUACUUUCCAAGGUAUCUGGGUAUACAAAUGCAGAACAMAGCUUGAUGUUGAAAGUAUGCAAAGCCUUAGACUUUCAGCCUCUUGCUWUAUCGUGUACGGCAGUUUACGUGCGAAGUGUCCGAAGCAUUAACAAACAAUAUUCGUGGCUUCAAUGUCUGACGGAUCUGGAGAGUGAGCGUGAAAAGCUAGAAACAGUUUACAAGAAAACAAGUUUGACGUACAAAGCAACAAUGACUGCUGCAGUGAAUCUAGCCAUCCAGAGAGAGAUCAGUGAAGAUGUCAUGUUCCAUGCRUUUCGUUUCUUAUCUUCAAUUGUAUCAGAUCCCAUUCCUUUAAAGUAUGUCGUGGCGUAUGUUGUUAAGUGUAUGCCUCACGAAGAUAAGAAUAUGAUUGCUGUUCGAAUUUGUUCGUCGUCGUUGGUAUGCUCAUUGGUUCAGGAAACAAAGGAAAUUAGCAUCCAUCAAGUGGUUUAUCACUGUUUGCAAAAGCAUGAAAAACUAAGAGAAAGUACUGUGGACUUGUUUACGGUGAUUUCUGCUUUCUCUGAGAUUCCAGUCAUUAAUGAUGAAUGUCCAGUCGAUGGUUUGACCGUUACAAAGCCACUAGUAAACCACUUGAAAAAUCUUUCAAAACAACUAAUCGACUACGUCAUCAAAGAGUCUACAAGUGAAAUGGUGCUAGAAGAUCACGUGUGUAAUGUACUCGACCGUUUAUCCCCAGUUUUAUCCGAGCACGUUAUUUUAGAGAGUGCAAAGGACUUUUUACAGGUAGUUUUAGCAUUGGAAAUGUCGAAGUCUAUAUUGUCAAAAGCAAAAGAAGUAUUGAUUGUUUUAAUGGGUACCAAUCAUGUCGAAUAUAUUUCAAAUAUAAACAUUAACGGCAUCUCUCCAUCAGUGGCUUUUACCAUGAACAACUUAGGAAAUACAUAUCGGAAGCUAGGUCGACUGGAGGAAUCAAUAACAUAUUACGAGAAAGCCCUUGCAAUUUUUACAGCUGUGUACGGUGAAAACCAUCCAUCUGUGGGUGAUACCAUGAACAGCUUAGGAAAUACAUAUCAGAAACUAGGUCGACUGGAGGAAUCAAUAACAUAUUACGAGAAAGCCCUUGCAAUCAAAACAGCUGUGUACGGUGAAAACCAUCCAUCUGUGGGUAAUACCAUGAACAACUUAGGAAAUACAUAUCGGAACCUAGGUCGAAUUGGUGCGGCAAGAAGCAGUUACCAGCAAGCUCUGAUCAUCUACAGGUGCUUCUAUGAUGACGAUCAUCCAGAUAUUUCUCGAACUGAGAAGAAUCUGAGUAUUCUUGAUUCUUCUCUCAGCUACAAAAGAAAUCAAGGAAAGCAGACAAAAUGUGUUGUAGUAUAAUGUUACAUUUAUUGGAAAUGUGAUGCAAAGUUGUUAUAGUGACUAGAUAGUCAAUGAGUUGAGAGUAUUCUCUCAAGUACGAAAUACGGCAACGAAAACAGACAAAAAUAUGUCCAAGUGUAAUGCUUUUAGUUUGGAAUGAUUAUAUUGAAUUAUGCAAACUUUUUAUAGUAGUAUAUAGUCAAUCGCCAAUUUGCGAAUUUCGUCAGUAGUUAAUUACAACAGAAUCAGGCAUGCAUAAAGUUCAAUCAAUGGCGUAAAAAACUAUUGACUUUACACGAUUGAGAGAGCUUUAUGCACGGCACUUCAUGUUGAUUAUAUUCCUUUGUGUGUGACUACAACUGCGGAAAAAUUCGCAAGUCUGUUUUUGAAUACAUCGAUCAUACAUUAUACACGUAGGCAAGGACUUUACGAGAAAAGCAUAUCGAUAGGUAAAAGUUUGCCAUGACUUUGUCUGGAUAGAUGUUAUUUUAAAAGUGCAUUUAUCAAAGACUUCUGCAGUUUGCCAUGUCAGAGAGACAUAUAGUGUAUACAUAUGUUUGGUCUGGUUAAACUAUUAGAGCUGAAGGCGCCGUUUUGGGGUCUUAUUUUGAAAACGAUUUUGGUCUUUAGUCUAGUAUGACUUGACAAAAUUCUUUGAACUUGUCUAGUUUUCUUGUACAACCUUGAGAUAUCAGGGGACCUUCGCGACCAAUGGUCAAUUAACUUUUCGUAGAACGCUAACUAUUAAACUAUUCUUAAAGCUGAAUAAAUGGAGAUUGUAAUUA